GUUUAUUGUGUGAAUUGGUUGAAAGCUAAAGCACGGUAUGACUGUUGGUCAGAAGAACUGAAAUUGGUACAACAUGAAAUGUUUUGGACCAUAUCCUGGUUUCGGACACAGGAGGAGAGGUGGAGAGUUCGGGCAGAUGAAAGCAUCAAGAAUGGGAAUAGGGCAUAUGCUGAGAGGCAGGCAUCUAUGUGGGCAGAAUUUUCGGCUCAGGGCCUCAAGAAUUUUGAAGGAAAAUUACUUAUAACAAGUUGA
This is a messenger RNA of Suillus paluster, 252 nucleotides long. RefSeq lists its product as uncharacterized. Lineage: Eukaryota; Fungi; Basidiomycota; Agaricomycetes; Boletales; Suillaceae. The record is from RefSeq and is a predicted model, not a curated record. The annotation marks the transcript as partial. The transcript has a single exon.